Molecule: messenger RNA, 2103 nt
Organism: Paramecium octaurelia
Lineage: Eukaryota; Ciliophora; Oligohymenophorea; Peniculida; Parameciidae
Source: the annotation of a GenBank genome assembly
AUUAUAUAUACAUAUAUGCCUCCUGUGUUAUCUAAGAUCUUAGAUGUGAAAUAGUUUAUGUUAAAAUCUACAAAGAGAAAAGUAUGAACAAAUCAAUAAUCCAAUUAGGUGAUCUCAGGAGCUGUAAUAGCAGUGAUUCUGUAUUUACUAAAGAUCAGAUUGACCAAAUCAAAGACUGAAAAUAUGAAAGUGAAGAGAGAUGAAAAAAAAGGAAAGGGCAAUGUCGAUCGUAUGUUCUUAAAGAGGAUUUUGAAAUUACUCAAAAUAGUUAUUCCAAGGUUGAACUCACCAGAAAUUUUGGACUUGGUAUUGCUUACGUAACUUAUUCUCUAAGUAAUAGAGCAUCACUAGUCGCGAGGACAUUUUUAAGUAUCUAUGUAGCUAAUGUAAAUGGGCAAAUAGUCCGAGCAAUCAUUGAAUAAAACUUGAAUAUGUUCUUGUAGAGAAUCUUGAAAUUGGGAGUGGUGGCAAUUCCUGCAUCUUUCGUGAAUUCCUUCUUGGAUUAUUUAAACAAAUCCUUAGCAAUAAGGUUUAGAAAACGAUUAACCCAACAUUUCCAUGAUAUCUACCUCAAUGAUAUGAUCUUUUAUCAAUUGAGUAAUCUAGAUAGUCGAGUUGCCAAUCCCGAUUAAAGAUUGACAGCUGAUAUCGAAAAGUGGGCUAAUUCAUUGUCCUAAAUUUAUUCCAAUUUUUCAAAGCCUGUCUUAGAUAUUAUCUUAUUCUCCAGAAAGUUGGCUGAAUUGGUCGGAUAUUAAGGACCUAUGUACGUCAUUUUGUAUUAUCUGAUAUCUGGAUUUUUAUUGAGAUUCUUAAGUCCACCUUUUGGUAAAUUGACAGCCAUUGAGUAGAGACUUGAAGGAGAUUAUCGAGCAUGUCAUAGUGAUUUGGUGUAUCACAGUGAAGAAAUUGCAUUCUAUAGAGGACAUGCUUGGGAGAAAACAAGAAUCACAAAUUCAUUCAAUAAUUUGAUUGGACACACUGGGUAGAUCAUAUUGAAACGAUUGUACAUGGGAGUUUUUGAUAGUAUGUUGGUGAAAUACGGAGCUGUUAUGGUUGGUUAUGCAGUGGUGGGAUUACCUGUAUUUGGUAGUAGAAGAGAGGAGUAUUUGAAGAGUGUAAAUAAUGAUCCUUCAACAAUUACAAGGGAUUACGUUAGAAAUUCAUCUCUUUUGAUUAAUUUAGCCAAAGCUAUUGGAAGAUUGGUGGUUUCAUACAAGGAAAUCUAGUAGUUGGCAGGAUACACAACUUUAGUGGCUGAAUUAGAUGAAGUAUUGAAGGAUUUGAUAAAUGGUAAGUACAUGAGAACUAUGUUGUAAAGCAAUGAGAAUUAACCAGGAUAUUUUGCAUAGAAAUAAUCAUUGGUUUCAAUGAAUAGAGGUUAGAUCGUUGAAACUGAAAACACAAUCAAAUUUGAAGAAGUCCCCAUUAUAUCACCAAACAAUGAUAUCUUGGCUUAGAAGAUGACAUUUGAAGUAAGAUAAAUGCUUAUACUUAGAUUCAACCAAAUAUGAAUUGCAUUGUGACUGGUCCCAAUGGAUGUGGAAAGUCAUCAUUGUUCAGAAUUUUGGGCGGUUUAUGGCCAAUCUCAAGUGGUAAGUUAUAUAGACCUCAUAUCGAUAAAUUAUUCUACAUUCCUUAAAGACCUUAUCUACCUGCUGGAACAUUGAGGGAUCAAAUCAUCUAUCCACACACAAAAUUACAAAUGUUGAGAAAGAAAGUAUCAGAUGACGAUUUAACAGAAUUAUUGAGACUAGUUCACUUGGAUUAUUUAGUUGCAAGAGAAGGAGGAUAUGAUAAAUGCAAUGAUUGGAAUGAUGUGUUGAGUGGAGGUGAAAAACAAAGAAUUGCUAUGGCUAGACUGUUCUAUCACAAACCAGUGUUCGCAAUCCUAGGUAUAUCCAUAUUUGUUAUUCUCAGAUGAGUGCACCAGUGCAGUUUCAAUGGAUGUGGAGGCUACCUUAUAUUAGACUGCCAAGAUGUUGGGUAUCACUCUCUUCACAGUUAGUCACAGACCUUCAUUGUUCAAACAUCAUGAUUAUAUGAUCUAGUUUGAUGGAGAACAAGGAUGGAAUUUCAAAAAGAUAGAGCAUAGUUCAGAAUGAU